Messenger RNA from Xiphias gladius (swordfish), 7462 nucleotides. Its product is annotated as leucine-rich repeat-containing G-protein coupled receptor 5-like. Lineage: Eukaryota; Metazoa; Chordata; Actinopteri; Istiophoriformes; Xiphiidae. The coding region runs from base 781 to 3705 and encodes 974 amino acids. Gene Ontology annotation, cellular component: plasma membrane. The record is from RefSeq and is a predicted model, not a curated record. Gene Ontology annotation, biological process: G protein-coupled receptor signaling pathway. Gene Ontology annotation, molecular function: protein binding; protein-hormone receptor activity; G protein-coupled receptor activity. The transcript is spliced from 20 exons.
CAGUCACGAGCUUUGAUGGAUCCAGGAAGUCUCACUGAGUCUCACCGGGGGAGGAAAAAAAAAAUAAACAAAAACAAAAACAACAACAACGAAACCUAAAAAUACAGCAGCGUGUAAAAAAGCUUACAACCACAUGACUCAGCCACGAAGUAAGAAAAGCUGGUUUCCAUGUGUGAUAAACAUGUCGAGUGUGAUUCAGAUCUAUUAAAUCACACGUGUUUUGGCUUUUGCCAGAGCUUAAUUUGUUGAUUUAAUUAAUCGCGGCUAAGUAUUUGUACAAUAAUCCAUUGAUCAGCAUCGCACUCCUCCGUCUGCGUUGGUAGUACGAGCCACAGACAGAGGUACAGACGGACAGACAGUGACAGGCUGAGGUAUAUAAAAGUAAACGGGGCUCACACACUGUUGUAGUGUGAGUGGAGGGAAUCAAACAAACACACACACACACACACACACGCACACGCGCGCGCACACACACUCCGGCUCUGCAGCUCCACGCGUGCAGGCUGGAAAGCGACCAAGCUGCAGGCUUCAGUUCAAACAACCUGGAUUUUUUUUAUUCUUACUGUUUCAUUUUCCCUCUGCGCCACUUUCAAUCCAGAUUAGGUGAGUCUGAUCUAAACCGUCUCCAGUCCGACUCCAGUGAGUGGAGACCAACAACAACCACAAACACAACGUGAUCCAGAUCCAAGGCUGCACCUUUGUUUGUGUGUUAUUAUUACUUUUGAGUGCAGUUUCGCUGCACCUGAAACUUUUACCCUCCGAGGACAAACCGCGGACGACAUGCCAGGGUUUGUGGCUUUGUUGGCCGCGUUUGCAGUCCUCUCGGGCGGGUUAAGAAGCUCCGCGGCCGGGGUGGAGAUGCCGAGUUCCGUGGUCGUGGAGGAGAGCUCCGUAGCGGGGGUGAAGAGCUCCGCCGUGCCCGCGGUGGAGUGGACACCAGCCGUGGUGCACAGCACCGCGGUGGCCAGGUCGGGGAGCUCCGGGGACGGGGACGGGGACGGAGGAGCGGGGCGGGCUGGCUGCCCUGGCCGCUGCCGGUGCGAGGUGGACGGGCUGCUGCACCGGGUGGACUGCUCGGACCUGGGGCUCCGAGAGAUACCGAGCAACCUGAGCGUCUUCACAUCCUACCUUGACCUGAGUAUGAAUAACCUGACUGUGUUGUCCAGUGGAGGUUUGUCCAACCUGCACUUCCUGGAGGAGCUGCGCUUGGCGGGAAACGAUCUGUCGGUCAUCCCCGGAGGAGCCUUCAACGGCCUCUACAACCUCAAAGUGCUGAUGCUUCAAAACAACCAGCUGAGGUCCGUCCCUGUUGAGGCGCUUAACAACCUGCACAACCUGCAGUCACUCCGUCUGGAUGCCAAUCACAUCUCCAGCGUCCCCGUCGGCUGUUUCUCCGGCCUGCGUUCGCUCCGUCACCUGUGGUUGGACGAUAACUCUCUGACGGAGGUGCCAGUGGAGGCUCUGAGCGAUCUGCCCGCCCUGCAGGCCAUGACCCUCGCCCUCAACCUCAUCGGCCACGUCCCCGACCACGCUUUCAGCAAGCUGGGCCGCCUGGUGGUGCUGCAUCUCAACAACAAUAGGAUCGUUUCCAUGGGAACGAACUGCUUCCACGGACUCCACAGUUUGGAGACGCUGGAUUUGAACUACAACAGCCUGGUCGAGUUUCCCACGGCCAUCCGCUCGCUCGGUCACCUCAAAGAGCUCGGUUUCCAUAGCAACAACAUCCAGUCUAUCCCAGAGCACGCCUUCACUGGGAACCCGUCGCUGAUCACCAUAUUUUUCUACGACAAUCCGAUCCAGUCCGUCGGACGCUCGGCCUUUCAGAACCUACCGGAGCUUCGCACACUCUCGCUGAACGGGGCGGCGGAUCUCACCGAGUUUCCAGAUCUGACAGGAACCAAGAGCUUGGAGAGCCUGACUAUCACGGGAGCUCGGAUCACCUCUCUGCCCGGCUCAGUGUGCGAGCGGCUCCCGAACCUGCAGCUGCUUGAUCUCUCCUAUAAUCAGAUCCAGACUCUUCCCAGCUUCUCCGGUUGCGAAAGCAUCCAGAAGAUUGAUCUGCACCAUAACGAGAUAGAGGAACUGAAGGAGAACACCUUCCACGGUCUGAUGUCUCUGUGCUCUCUCGAUUUGUCGUGGAACAGGUUGUCGUCAGUGAAGCCGAACUCUUUCUCUGCUCUGCCCGCUCUGACCAAACUUGACCUGUCGUCCAAUCAACUGUCCUCUCUGCCUCUGAUUGGUCUGCAGAGUUUAACUCACCUGCGAUUGGCUGGAAACGACCAGCUGAUGGAGCUAAUACCUCGAGAGGACCUGCCCCGAGUCAGGGUGAUGGAGCUUCCUUACGCCUUCCAGUGCUGUGCCUUCGUCUCCUGUGAGAGGAGAGGAGGAGGAGGAGGAGGAGGAGGGGGAGGAGCGGGAGGAGGAGGAGGUUUGUCCUGGGAGCGGGAGGAGGCGGCGGACUUCCCGGGGAGAGACACGAGCCAAGUAGAUCAGGACUGGGAGGAUUUUCUGAUGGAGUUUGACGAUGAACCAAAACCUCACCACUCGGUCCACUGCAGCCCUGCACCAGGUCCAUUUCGUCCCUGCCUCCAUCUGCUCGGCAGCUGGUUGAUCCGUGUGGGGGUGUGGGUCGUCGCAGCGCUCGCAUUGGUCAGCAACAGCCUCGUCGUGCUUUCAAUCUUCUUUUCCCCCGCCACCUCGGUCUCGCCCCCCAAGCUGCUGAUUGGCCUGCUGGCCCUGGUGAACGGCCUCAUGGGAGUGUGGAGCGGAUGGUUGGCGGCGGUGGACACCUGGACGUUUGGGAGCUUGUGGAGGUACGGGGCAAAGUGGGAGAGCAGCUUCCUGUGUCGACUCAGCGGCUUCCUGUGUGUAUUUGCGUCACAGACCGGCCUCUUCCUGCUCACCGUCGCAGCUCUUGAGCGGUGCCUGGCCGCCGGCGCACGACGCAAAAAAACUGACGACCACGGCGGUCACUCGGCGUCGCCGCGCUCCGUCCUUCUGUCCGUCUUUCUGUGUUUCCUGUUGGGUUUGGCCGUCACGCUGCCCCCCCUGGUGGCCGGACACAGUAAUACCUCCCUCUGUUUGCCGCUGCCUUCCUCCUCCUCCUCCUCCUCCCUGGCCUUCUCCGUCUCCCUCGUGCUCCUCGACUCGCUGUGUUUCCUCCUCAUGACGCUGGCCUACACUCGUCUCUACUGUCGGGCCAACAAAGCUCCGCCUGCCUCCGAAGAAGAGGCGGCGCUGACUCGACACGUGGCGUGGCUGCUCUUCUCCGACUGCCUCCUCUACCUCCCUGUGGCCUUCCUCUGCUUCUCCUCCCUGCUGCGACUCCCCGCCGCCGGGCCGGAGGCAGCAAAGGCGGUGCUGCUGCUCGUGGCGCCGCUGCCGGCCUGCGUCAACCCGCUGCUCUACCUCCUCUUCAACCCACUCGCCAGGGAGGAGCUGGUAGCGCUCGCCAAACGCACCUGUGGAGCCGUGAUGGUACCCGGACUACACAGGGGAGGGGGAGGAGGAGGAGGAGGAGGAGGAGGAAGGUCGAUGCCAGUAAUGAUGGAUUCAACGUACGACGAGGACGCGGAGAAACAGUCGUGUGACUCGACUCAGGUGCUGGUGGCAGUCGGAGGCACCGAGGAAGAGGAGGAGGAGGAGAGAGGGAGGAUAAAGAGCGAGACACAACAUUCAGUGGCGUUUGUUGUUCCACGUCACUAGACUGACACACACACACACACACACACCCAAACACUUAUAGGGUUUGAAGUUCUCACCUGCAAAAGUCCAAAUAUCUAACCUGAUAAACUCUGAGACUCACCCUGGGUCAUCGGUCGUCUUUAUUCCUCGGUGUCUUUUGUCCCGGCUGGCCGCCGUACACUCCUUCAGAUGAUGCCCAAUCAAAUCAAAGCACCACUGUCGGGUUCCCAACCCGGCGGGUCGGCUGAAAAAUGCCUGAGGAAACCGUUUCCGGGGGAGACGGGACUCCAGGUCGCAGUGCAGGACGGCUGCAUUUCUGUGUAGAUGUGGUUUCAGGCUCUGCACGGGGAGGGAAAGUGUCUCUUUAAGUGGUGGAGGAAGCGCUUAGGUAAAAGUAGUGAUACCACCAUGUAGAAGUAAUCUGUUACAAGUAAAAGCCCUGCAUUCAAAAUGAUACUUGAGUAAAAGUACAAAAGCUGAAGCUCAGAGAGAAGAUAAAAUUGUCCGUAUGAUGUUUGUUCCGUCCAACAAUUUCAUAUUGCGGCUGUAAUGGACACUGCAGCCUGUAGGGGGCCCUUGAAGGGACUUUGGCAGGUGAGACAAAGACCUAAAUUUGGGACACGACACACACACACACACACACACACACAGUUACAGAUACACAAGUAGACUGAUAUGACUGUGUGGCAGCAAAUGUAGCAGGGGACAGUGAAAGAAAACAAAAGAAAUGAAAGCACAUGAACAAACCUCCAGUUAAACUCCAACUCUCUCUCUCUCUCUCUCUCUCUCUUGUUGUCUGUCCUUGUCUCUCCACCAUCUUUUAUUUGUUUUAUAUUUUUGCUGAAGCCGAAAGAGUCGAUCAAAACUAAAAGUUGGAUCAAAAUAAAUGAAAAGAGAAGAAGAACUCUGCUCAAUCGUGGACAUCAAAAUCUGCUAAUUUCUGAUUGGUCGAUCCUACGUCUCUCUCACACACACAUACACACACACACAAACACACACAGAUAAUGAAGAGUGUGAAUUCAGCUGCUUUUAUGUUGAAGUAAGUCGUGAUUUAGAGCAUUUCUUGCUCCAGACAUCCUACCAAAUGUUCUAGCAAAGGCUGUUGACCAUUUUCUUUGUGUGUGUGUGUGUGUGUCCACAGCUAAUGUGUUUUUGCGAGUGUGUGUGAAAACUGAAGGAUCUGUGUGAGUUUUGCCACACAGUCGAUCCCCAAACUGAAAACGGGAACCAGAAGACAAACAGGAUUAAAGACCAACUGAAGCUCGUGUUCAGCCACUUUAAAAAAAAAAAACAUAACGUUGAACUGGUCCUUUAAAAUAAUGACUUCUUGUCAUACUCAUAACAUGCACUUCAAGUUUUUCGCAGUGGAAAACUGGUCCCAGGUUCAGCCUGUAAUGUCAUUAAGCAUGAGGCUGGAUUUGUAUAUUUGUUAUUGUCCGCAAACCCCACAGACAGACCCAAACCAACAGCGUGUCAGUCCGUCUCUCGGCACCUUCCCUCCUCUGUCUGUGGCUCUCGGCUCCGAGCCCAUUGGUUCCUACUGAAGAUGUAACUCUUCAGCAACACCUCACAAAUAGUUCUUAAAAAGUCUCUGUAAUUUUCUCAAGCAGCUGCUGACUGUUUAUUUUUUUUAAUCAAACAAACAGGGAGAAACACAUAAAGGAUUCGUUGGCGGCUAUUUUCAGCGGCGGAUUCAUCCACAUCUGGUGCUGUAGUGAGUAUUUGUGGCAGCGGGACGGCGUGUGUGUGUGUGUGUGUGGGACUGAGCCUAAAUAAACCACGGCGUGUGUGCGCUGAUGGCGAUGAAGGAACGUGUCACCCAGUGAAACAGUGUGAGCUCACUGGUGUGUUUUAAUCGUUUCUGGAAACAACGGAGCUCUGUGGCCCAGAGGAACCAGAUACGUCAGGCUCUGAUACAGGCACCGUAUUUGUUAGCGGGACACAGUCAGUGUUGGUUUGGACUCUGCACGUGGGAUUUGUUGAAAAGAAGAAAAAUGUAGGAUAACAAUGUACCUUUGUUGUGUACUGUCCUACCCCAGCAACCUGUGUUAAAUGGAAAUGUAUUCUAUUAAUGAAGUAAAAUUCCUUUUAAAGUUUCUAAACAGUCAAUAAAAAAAGAUUCAAACAAAAAUAAUUUAAAUAUCAGAUUAUGAGAAAUGUCAAAACAUCUGGUUUAGAACGGAUUCACUUGUCAAAAAAAGGACCCGCUGCGAGUGUCUGUACGCAUGUCAAAUGUGUUUAUGCAUAUUGUUGUAAAUGCAGGCUACUGUGACAAUCUUGUGUUUCUAUCAUGCAGACUGUGAGAAAUCAUCUCUGCUGAAAUGUUGAUAAUGUUGAUAAUGUCUGCAUAUACAGUAUGAUAACGACGCAGCCCAGAAAGGUUUUUAUUUUUUCUUUUCUUUUUUGUCAUCACAAACUGUAAAAUUUGAACAUUUCACAUCCGCGCGAGUCUGAAUAUUUCACUAAACUGGUAAUUCUUCAUGAACCCGUCGCACGAACAUCACCCACGUCCCGUGAAACUCACAGGCCGAAAACCGAGGUGAGCUCGACUAAAAAGUCGGUUGACAAGUUCAAGUUCCCCCUGCCGGGCUUUCGGCCACAUCUCACGCUCUUCAUCAGCGGAUGGAGUUUGCUCACUGACACGUGACCAAAUAUACUGUAGGGACCCCUACACUCAGUCGUAACAACGGAGCAUCCGCUGGGGAGCAUGUGAGAUUUGGUUGAAAGCUCCGGGAAAAAGUUUUUUGGUUUUUUUUAAUUUUAUCAAAUGUGGUUUUGAAAACAAACAAACUUGUGAAUCUGUAUUUGUAAACGCCCGUGUACUAUGUUGUGGUUUUGAUUUCUAACAUAAAAAAACUGUGUCAAAGUCAUCACGUGGACUAGCACAGUGUGGGGGCGGAGCGUGGUUUCCAGGCUCCGCCCCCACAUCCGUAGCUAUGGUAACAGGGAAAAAAAAACAAAAAAGGGCAUGGACUGGUUGAACCGCUGCACUUUCUGUGAUCAGCACUUCAAAUCUUUAAAAAAAAAAAAAGUUCAUAAGCUUAACGGUUCGAACGUCAUCCGUCCAUCUGUUCUCCACUUCUGUUGUAAACUUUUGUAAAUGAUCUGAGUAUUUUCACUUAUCUUAGUUUGUAAAAGCCAGAAUGAAGUUUUAGUCCGUGACGCAUCUGAAGCAACGGCGUGGCUGCAACUGCUCUGAGUUGCCGGUCUUCAGUUCUAGCAGAUUUCAGAGUAGCCAGCGGAGGGACUGUGAUACUCCGGGAAAAUGGGAAAUCAUCUCCAUUCAUCUCGGAUCCGCCUCCCACUUGGUUAAAUACCCACUAAGCUCAUUGAGCUCCACGGUCAGAGAAUCCCUCGACGAAAUCUCGCGUUUGAAGGUCUCUCGUUGAACGUCUGCAGUUGUGAACAAGGCCGGCGGACUGAACAGCGUGGAACGCCUCAACUUACAGGUGCCGAAGUGUGGAAACGUUUCAGCAAAGACAAUGAAACUACUUCCAAAUUCAGUGUUUGGGGGAGGGUGCUCUCAACAAAGAGGGGAGCGACAGAUCCCCUGCUUAAGUAUUCAUCGACCCUCCAUCCGGUUAAAGUUGUGGCAUCUUUUGAGAACCGGAGAAGGACGAAUUGCUGAAAAAUCUACUUCAACAGAUUCGAUGUACAGAUUCGGAAUUGGAUUGUGAUUUUAAGAAAACGCCAUCAAACCACAUCCCUGCAAAUAACACUGUCAUUUCCUGCCUUGUCUUUGAGUGAUGUUCAAUUGUAUUGUCUUAAAAAAAAACAA